Messenger RNA from Seriola aureovittata, 6320 nucleotides. It is a transcript of the gene tmem170b, whose product is annotated as transmembrane protein 170B. Gene Ontology annotation, biological process: negative regulation of canonical Wnt signaling pathway. Bases 3126 to 3602 code for a protein of 158 amino acids. Lineage: Eukaryota; Metazoa; Chordata; Actinopteri; Carangiformes; Carangidae. The record is from RefSeq and is a predicted model, not a curated record. The transcript is spliced from 3 exons. Gene Ontology annotation, cellular component: plasma membrane.
UCUCAAUGAAUGUUAUUCACUGCCAGUCAUUUAGAGUUGACAAGUCCAUUUCAAAUGAUCUUAACACAGUGAUCUCAACUCUGAACAGUACAGACUCGAUAUGCAAAAAAAUCAUAUUGUGAUUUCAGUGUGAAUGAUCAUUUUUACAUUUUCACAGAAAUUUUUUUUAAAUGAUGAUGUGAUUUUUGUUGGUCAUGUUCCUUUACGUCUGGAGAAUGUGAUUUGUAGGUCAGGGCAUCUCUGUAGCACCACAAUACUGAUGAUGCUAACAAUGCUAAUGCUAACAAUGAACAACAAUAUCACACAUUUUACCGUUGUCAAAAAAAACUGCAGCUCGUGUGAUUUGGAUUUUGAACCUGACCAUACUGAGAUGUCCAUAUUUGGAUUAAUUGUGCAGCUGUAGUUCAGACAGAUGUGAACCCUGAUGCAGAUGCAUGGUUCUCUCUCUGGAUCAGGUGGAUCCUGGCAGUUUCUCUGUGAAGUAGUUCUGUCACGAUGGACACAGCUGUUCUCCAGUGGAGCUGGAUUUAGUUUGAAAAGUUGAGUUUCUUCCCAAAACAAAGGUUGUCAUUUGCUUUACAAACCAAACACUGUCUGUCUGUUCCCCAAAGAGCAGCCUGUCAGUGUGUUACACAGUGAGGCAGCACUUCUGUCUUCUUCUGUUUAAUAGACAAUCACACAUGUUAAUCCAUGGAGUUCCAGGAGUUCAAAUACAAAGCAGGAAUUACAGUAUGAUCGUUGUUUUUCAAUGACUUACUCAUUGUCAUGUGAUACCUCUUUACAUCCGUGGAGGGAUUAUGGUCAGAGGGAAUCAGUUAUGAGUAACUGUUGAAUCACGAUGUGCAGGGAAAGACUUGAACUUGAACUCUUUCCUCAGACUCUUUCAGACCCUCAGGGCAGAGAAACAAGAGGAUCUUUAAAAAAAAAAGUAGUGAUGUAACAGGACGGCUUCAGAGGAAGAGGGAAAGUGUUCUGGUAAUACUUUCUGGAGGUUGUAUCCCUGUGUAUUAAUCUGAACAUGGGCUACACAGGUGAAAAAUAAAACAUCAUUUAUACACUUCUAACAUUACAUUUACAAGCACAUGGUUGUGUAAUGAAUCAGUGGUUGGUAUGUUUUAUCCCUUUUACUACAAAUAUCACAUUCAUCACAAUUAACCAUUUGUUUAAUAAAUCUUAAUGCAUUUUCUACCUUUACCAGCAUGUAUUAUUUUUUAUUCCUCUGAAAUAAACUAUAAACUUACAACACAGUGAAGAUCAGUCCAAGUGAACGAUUGUGCCAAAUCUGAAGGGAUUCCCCUGAGGAGUUCAUGAUAUUGAGUUCACAAGGCCAAAAUCAUGUUUUUAUGAAGUCAUCCUGACAUUGACCUUUGACCUUUAGCCACCAAAAUCUACUUAGUUUGAGCUUGACUCCAGGUGAACAUUUUUGCCAAAUUUGAAGAAAUUCCUUCAAGGCGUUACAGAGAGAUCACGUUCACAAGGCCAAAACCGUGUUAUGUUAGGUCACCAUGCCCUUGACCUUUGACCCCCAAUAUCUAAUGAGUUCAUCCUUGAGUCCUAGUGAAUGUUUGUGCCAAAUUUGAAGAAGUUCCAUCAAGGUGUUACUUAUAGAUGGACAAUAUGAAAACAACAUAUUAUAAUAGAAAUGAAUGGAAGAUAAUGGCUGCUGUUUCAUACCUGUAUAUAUUACAUAUAAAAAUGUGAAGUGUCCACAAUCUGUAACUACAUCCCUCUCUGCAGCUUACUGAUGCAUCAUACUCCUGCUAACAACAACAGCUAACUGACUGAACAUGAAUGUGCAUGAAUUCCCUCCCGAUCUGUCAGUCUAUUAAACCCAGCUCUGUUCACCUUUGCAUUUAAAGAAAACUCUACAGACUGAAACGAUGUCAAAUGUCAGACGUUUCCUCAUCAUCUGAACUGGGACACUUCUUAAAAUACUGCACUCCAGAGAGAAAUGUUCCAGAACAUUCAGUCUGCAUCACUCUCAGGUUUCCUUCCUGCUUUCACACAUCCAACUUUAUUAUCAUUAUUUCUGUCUGACGCUCGGCUGUGUGAGAAGAAGCUUCACACUGUUUAAAAUAACUUCCAUCUGUCCUCAGAUCGUCUUAAUGCAGGGCUGACGGAGCAGUAGCUUCUCUGGGAACAGAGGUCUGCUGUUUUAUCACUUUUUUAUUUACUUAUUUAUUUUCAGCCACUAAGACUUAGUAUUCCUUUGUGUCCUGCUCAUAUCCACCCUGUCAUAUUAUUUAUUAUUAUGUCAGGCGUUUUGUGGUGACGUGGCAAGAGCCAAUCAGCACCAUGGAGAGCUGCUGCACCCAUCCGUUGUCAUGGGCAACGCCCCGGUAGUAGUCUUGCACGUCAUUUAUAUUACAUUUUUUAAUGAACAAAAAAUAAAUAUAUAAUUAUCCAUGAGAGGUUUGUGUAUGUUGUUGUAUAUCUCGUGUGUUUGUGCAGGUGUUGGUCUUCAGUUCUGACUGACUCGAGGCUGUUUGUGGUCCUCUCCUCCGAUUGGCUGAGCAACUUCGACGCUGUUGGAAAAGCUGGCGCGACCCGCGCUAAUAGCCACCUAAUGGCUCUUGUCUGUCGCAUAGCAACCUCGUUGUUUUGACCGCCGGUUCAGAGGCAGCUCAUUGGUUCACGGUACAACAAUAAAAUGAAGCCUGUCAGACAGAGUGAAAAAGCUGUGAGCUGAUAGUCAUAUCUGAUUUAAACCCUGUCGUGAUUACGUCGCUCAUUCUGCCGCUAUCUCAGCGUCUACGCACAUUUUCUGCGUAAACGCCGCUGUCCUGUCUUUUGUUCCUCAUUCAUGGAGCGACGUCACAAUCUGAAGAUGUGUCAACGUGAACUGUAACCCUCCGCCGAGGAGGGACUGGCCCUUUAAGGCUUCUGUAGCGCUGCUAGCCGAUGUAGGACGAGCCGACAGUGAGUCUGCUGCCUGCGCUCCCGCCGCUCUCCCCGUCAUGGCCUCCACUCAGCCGCCGCCGACACCACCGAGGAUGAACCGACCAGACAGCGGCCCUUCCCUUCCCGGAGCGGAGACGGACGUCAAGCCGAAGCAGAGGCACCGGUAGAGGCGAGCCGCGCCGGGGAGAGCCGCCUCACAUCCCCAUGCCACCCCGGUCUCCUCCAUGCCUUCGUCUAGAGCCAAGUACAGCAAUUCGAUAAAGAGGGGCGCGAGCCCGGGCGGCGGCGGCAGCGGCGGCGGCGGAAACAUGACAACGAACCGGGAUUAUUCCGUGAAUCUGUCGGUGCAGCAGGUGCUGAGCCUUUGGGUGCAGGGCACGACGCUGCAGCACUUCACAGAGAUGUGGUACUGGGUGUUCCUGUGGUGUCUAUUCUCCUCCCUCUUCGUCCACGGGGCCGUGGGGCUGCUCAUGUUGGUGAUGCUGCAGCGCCACAAGAGAGGCCGCCUCAUCACCCUGGUCCUGGUCAGCGUGGGGUUCCUGGCCUCGCUCUGCGGAGGCGUCAUCACCAGUGCGGCGGUGGCGGGGGUUUACCGUGUGGCGGGGAAGGACAUGGCUCCUCUGGAGGCUCUGGUGCUCGGCGUGGGACAGACCUCUCUCUCUGUCGUCAUUUCCUUCUCUCGGAUCCUAGCCACUCUGUGAACGACAGACGCCGAGAGGAAAGCCGACCAAUCAGAGAAUUAGGCGCUCCUGGAGGCCGGCGUGUAGACAGAGAGGAGGCAGAGACGCUCUGGACCUUUAGGGCUGGACUCAGGACAGAGCGCCCCCCGGUGUCUCUGUUCUGUUACUGCCACAGUCACAUUGAACUCAGGCAGGUGAGCUUGAUGCUGCAGAGCAGGUGGAGAUGAACGUCCUCAGCUUCUCGACCUGGAGCCAUGUAUCAGUUCUUUGUGCCAACGGCGUCUGAGGAUGCCACGACGCCUUCGAGGAAACGGACUCAUGAAAAAACCUUUUUUUAAAAAGAAACAGUGACGAGCUGCAAUCAUGAUCAGUGAUCAGCUGAGCAGAGAGGGACAAGCCAACAGUGUUCAUCAGCAAACACACCUUCAUCAUCAGCCUCUUCAUCAUCAUCAUCAUUCCUGUAACUUCAACAGCUUCAAAGCUGCAGCCUCUAGAUCACGAGCAACAAGCAGCUUUGACCUCUGCACUUUGUCGAUGUGGGAGAAGAGGGAGAUAAGAAUCAGCGGGGGAGAAAACCAGCAUCAGUCCAGUUCAAAUGUUGAUUCAGUGCCAACCAGACCUCACAGUGAGGCAUUCUGGGAAAUAUGAUCAUUCACUUGAUUGAUUGAUUGAUUGAUUGAUUGAUUGAUUGAUUGAUACCACUCUCAUGUCUGUACAGUGAAUAAGAGGCGGGAACCAGGAGGCAGUUGGCUUAGCUGCCCCACACCAGAGAGGGGGUGAAGUUGUCAUGCACAGUCAGUGUUACCUGCAGUAGAUUCAGCAGCAGGAGCACAGGUACACUAGCAGCUGCUGUGGGCGGGGCCUAAAAGACACCCACUGAAACAAUCUAACAUCUGUUUAAAUGAAGCAUCAUGUAGAAUAUCUUCAUCUUUAUCUUCCCAUGAGCACAAAGUUCAGCUCCUUCUUCUUCAGUCAGCUGACCUGCAGCGUGAUGCAGGAACACAUUUACAUAUAACACAUAUUAAACAAACCAGAUUCAGAUCUUUACAUUUGUUCAUCUGGAGCCACAAACACUGACACAAAUAUUUAAUUAAUUAUGCAGAUUAUAGAUUAUAUAUAGUAGAUUACAUUAAUUAUUAUUUUUUUUUUAUUGUUUUAUUUUUUUUAUAAUAAUAAUCAUUAUAUAAUUGAUUAACAGAGUGAUCGUUGCAGGUCUGAAGUUUAAAACUAAAGCUAAACUAGCGCCAGCUUCAUUCACACUGUGCAGACAUGAAUAUGCUUCAGUCCUUCACCCCCCCCCCCGACUUGUUAACCCAUGUUCCUUAACUUGAACUCUGCUUAUUGCACUGAGUGAAUCUUGUUUUAACAGUGUGAUGAUGAUGUCACUCAGUUUGACUCUGAUCAAUCUGAUUGAUCAGUUUGACUCUGAUCAGUCAGAUCGUUGUAUUGGGGGUCAAACAUGAAGAAAGUUGUUGAAGCUACUGGUUUAAGUUUUUCACUGAUCAGAAACAGGAAGUUUAAUAAUCAACCCCCCCCACCCCCCACCCCCCCUCGGUCCACAGCUCCAGACCCAGGUGGUUGUGAUACCAAAGUACCGCUCACAUUCAGCUUUAUUUAUCAGUGAAUUAUUGAUUGAUUUCACAGAAAUAUUUGCACAUCAGCUGGAAUCAAGCGCCGAGAGAGAGAGAGCGAGAGAGAGAGUGUGUUUGUGUGUGUGUGUGUGUGUGUGUGUGUGUGUGUGUGUGUGUGUGUGUGUGUGUGUGUGUGUGUGUGUGUGUGUGUGUGUGUGUGUGUGUGUGUGUUGGAGGCUCUGAAACAGUGUGUUCAUGAGUUAUAUAAGUGACUGUGUGUGACCUUCAGUUCCAGCUCAGCACACAGGGGGGCGCUGUUCCACAGAGGGGGGGCUGAGAUGAUGCUGGAUGUUUCUGUCAGAACUAAAGUGUGAAAUUUAUAAUAUCAGUGAAAUGAGACGUCGUCACUCGGGGGGGGGGGGGGGGGGUCAUAUUUACAUGAACCCCAGAUCGUCAAACAGGCGGGGGACCUAAUUGUAGGUAACACCGUUGAGAGGAAGUCGUAACAGCAGAGCUAUGUCUGACAUCAGGAGCAGGAAGUUGUUUGAUUGCAGAUGACUCAGCAGGAGGAGCUGGGCUGAGGUCAGAGGUCACUUCCUGUACAUCCACAGCUGUAUAUAACCAGUGUCACAAUAAAAGCCUAACCUCCAGCUGAUCUGAACAAACUAACCACUGGACAGUAUUUUGAUAUUCACACCCAGUGCCAUUGUGUGUGUGUGUGUGUGUGUGUGUGAGUGUGUGUGUGUGUGUGUGUGUGUGUGUGUGUGUGUGUGUGUGUGUGUGUGUGUGUGUGUGUGUGUGUGUGUGUGUGUGUAUAAUAAACCCUGUAGACUUUAAAAUGCCAUCACUGCAGCUCAAUAAUCCUGUCUCCUUCAUAGGCUUAGAACCCCCCCCCCCCCCCAGUCCACUGUUGUCCAAAUGCCACAUGCCCCCCACCCCCACCCGGACACAGACUGUCCUCGCUGUGAUGUGAUGCAUGUGGAGCUCAGAUCCUGUGUGAAUGGACUUUAUGGACAGUCUGAAGACGAUGGACAGACCUGAGGUGGCUCCUUGUAGAAAAUGUACCAUAAGUUGUUUUUUAAUUUUGUACCAGCUGAUAUUUAUAAUUCUGAUAUUUAUGUACAAACGGUCUCUGUAGAGAAAUAAAACCUUUCACAAUAAAAGCUCA